AUGAGUGAGAUCGCACAUUCACGAUCGGCGGGUCCCAUUGCAGGCGAUGCGGCCGCAAAGACCGCCUCUAGUUCGAGCGCAAAGGGACAGAAAACCGAUGCCCCAGUCAAAACGCGCAGCUUGGACUAUGUAUUGCGGAGUGGUCUAGCUGGAGGGCUAGCGGGCUGUGCGGCCAAAACCGUCGUGGCGCCACUCGACAGAGUUAAGAUCCUCUUCCAGGCCUCAAAUCCACAAUUCGCCAAAUACACAGGCACAUGGGCAGGCCUGGCGGCUGCCAUUCGGGACAUCAAACGAUACGAAGGCACCCGAGGCCUCUUCAAAGGUCAUUCAGCCACGCUUCUCCGAAUUUUCCCCUACGCCGCAAUCAAAUUCCUCGCCUAUGAGCAGAUCCGUGCUGUCAUAAUUCCCUCCCAUGAUAAAGAGACUGUCUUUCGCCGCUUGAUAUCUGGCAGUUUGGCAGGUAUCACGUCUGUCUUCUCCACAUACCCAUUAGAACUGGUCCGAGUACGGCUCGCCUUCGAGACCAAGAAAUCAUCUCGAUCAUCAUUAAGGGAUAUCUGCCGUCAGAUCUACAAUGAACGCGUUUUGCCCCCAUCAACAGGCCCUACAGUCGCAGCCGCAGCCACCCAAUCACACUCCACUACCGCCGUGGCCGCUGAAAGCGUCUCUUCAGCCGUGAACUCAGCCGUACCUCGCUCAGGUUUUGCGAACUUCUAUCGUGGAUUCGCCCCAACUCUCCUUGGUAUGCUUCCCUACGCGGGUAUGUCGUUCCUCACACACGAUACAGUCGGUGAUUGGCUUCGCGACCCGUCCGUCGCGCAAUACACAACCCUUCCCGAAUCAGAAACCACUCCUUCCAAUAAGAGUUCACGACGACCCCAACUCACGGCGACUGCAGAGCUGUUCUCUGGCGCCGUGGCCGGUCUUGUUUCCCAGACCUCCUCAUACCCGCUUGAAGUAAUUCGGCGACGGAUGCAGGUCGGUGGCGCAGUCGGCGAUGGUCGCCGGCUUGGAAUCAUCGAAACGGGCCGCACGAUCUGGCUUGAGCGCGGAUUCCGUGGUUACUGGGUUGGCUUGACCAUUGGCUAUAUGAAAGUUGUACCCAUGGCAGCCACGGCUUUCUUUGUUUAUGAGCGAUUGAAGUGGUCAUUGAGCAUUUAG
Messenger RNA from Penicillium verhagenii, 1161 nucleotides. RefSeq names its product coenzyme A transporter. Lineage: Eukaryota; Fungi; Ascomycota; Eurotiomycetes; Eurotiales; Aspergillaceae. The transcript has 2 exons. Gene Ontology annotation, biological process: transmembrane transport. The record is from RefSeq and is a predicted model, not a curated record. Gene Ontology annotation, cellular component: mitochondrial inner membrane. The coding region runs from base 1 to 1161 and encodes 386 amino acids.